GUCUUCUUCCACGGCUUAAAUCUCUUCCCCACGCUCGAGAAACAACCACUGAACCCUAAUACAACUCCUACAUUCUGUAAGACUUGUUGCAAGGAGAGGAAGAAGAAGACGACGACGAUGGCGUACGGCUACACUCCCACCUACUACUCUUCCUUCCAGGACACCAUCACCUCCCUGUGCAAAUCGAUCCUGCCCUUCAGCCUCAGGAGCCGGCGGCCGCCGCUGCCCGACCAGAAGCUCGCGGAGCGCCACUCCGACAGCCUCAAGUGGCAACAGGAGUCUUUCCACCGGAUCCUUCACCUCAUGGGCCUCCGGAAAGAGGGCAUCGUGCCCGAGAGCGACGUGGUCGCUUUCCGAACCCACAUUCUCGACACCCUCAUCGCCGCCCCCAAGGACCAGGAGUCAGCCGGCGUCGUCCGCGACAAGCUACUCUUCUUACAGGAAUUGUACUAUGCUAAGUGCAUCUCGGCGGAGGAGUACCAUUCGUCGAAGAGGCCUCUGCUGCAGAGGCUGGCCGUGCAAGGCGUCGAGCUCGAUUGCCGCGACGUGAUCAUUAGGUGCCCGACGAUGAGCACGGAAGAGGAAUGGUCAGAUAUAGAGCUCAGGGACAAAGCGCCCUCUACGGUCGCGGAGAAGGCGAAGAACCAAACUCCGAUCAAAGCCUUCAUCGGCAAUGCAGCUUUAUGGACAGGUAAAGGGAAGAAGGACGGCUCUUGCAAGGCGAUGAAGGGGCCUUUAGGCUCCGUGGACGUGAAUGUGAUGGAUCCACGGAGGCCUUGGAUGGAAAACCAACGCAGUGGCAAGAGUUCGAUACAGAUGCCGGAAGGUUCGCCACUGAUACCCAUCAAGUCUGACAAAGGGAAGAGGAAGAUGUUCCAAGAUCUGUUUCGGAAGGGAAACACAGAUGAGAGUGAAAACAGGGAGCCACUGCUCGCUGAACCCGAAGAAAGAUCUAUGAAAUCUACAUGGGGUCUUGAUGGGCUGAGGAAAUGGAAGUAAGAAUCGACGACGACCUACUUGACUCCAGGAAAAGAUCGGAUGAAAUCUCAUCCGAUAGCUUUGGCUUUGCUUCAGAUUUCAUCAUAACAUGCUGUAGCAACAAGUGCAUGUUGUAGUUAAUGUUCGGCUUG
Musa acuminata subsp. malaccensis (wild Malaysian banana) is the source of this 1130-nucleotide messenger RNA. RefSeq lists its product as uncharacterized. The record is from RefSeq and is a predicted model, not a curated record. Lineage: Eukaryota; Viridiplantae; Streptophyta; Magnoliopsida; Zingiberales; Musaceae.